This is a messenger RNA of Coregonus sp. 'balchen', 9760 nucleotides long. The record is from the annotation of a GenBank genome assembly. Lineage: Eukaryota; Metazoa; Chordata; Actinopteri; Salmoniformes; Salmonidae.
GCUAAAUGUCCUCAAGGGGGCACCUGUGACCCAUAUUAGCGGAACCUUCUGCAUGACGUCACUAGUACCGCUGCUAUCUAAAUUGGGGAACCGCUGUUUCUCCUGUCCUUUUCUUACGAGUCCUGAGACGGGUAGGGAUCCAAAACCAUCUUCCCCUUGAACGUCACAUCUACAAUCCAACAAAAAUGAUCAUCUACAAGGAUAUCAUCACCGGUAAACUAACGUUUAUAUUAUCAGUACUUUUGUUGUCAUUAUUUCAUAAAAAUCACUUUUUUUUUGGGGGGGUCUGCAUUUUGUAGUGUGUUUAUUGUGGCCUACCGGAAGUUCUAAGGCCUUUCGUGCCAACGAUGUGGUGGAAAAUACUUUUUAAACUUCGUCGUAGUCCUCCAUGGUAUUCUGCACGGCGAUCCAUCCAAGUAUAUUUUAUGAGUACUGUAUAACGGAGUAAAAAUCAAUAGACUGUUAGGCUUACCGGAGUUAGCAUUUACCAGCUGGUUAGCGAGGCCUACCGGCAUUUGGCUAACUAGCUAGCGUUAACUGGCUAGUUAAGAGAACUAGCUACUAACUGCCCUGUUUCCCAAUGUAAACAGCUGAUUAGUGAAUUUAGCUAACUAUUGUGUUAACUAGUAGGCUAGCUACCAUGUUUUGGGGGUGCGUUGGCUAAUCAUUCUGCAUUUUCAGGAGAUGAGUUAUUCACCGAGGUCUACAAAAUCACGGAGGCCUGCGACGGCAUGUUGUACGAAGUACAGGGGAAGGUACGUUUAGCUAACGUCCGCUACUCUACCGUUUCAAUACAGUUACCUUCCUUAACUGUUAGCAACUUGGCUAGCUAUUCAUCCAUUUCACUAACUUAAAAAUGCUGGAGGGGUAUGAAACAUUCUUUGGCAACUUCGGCUCGGGUAAACGGAUCUACUAGCUAGCUAGCUAGGAUAACGUGUUGAUACCGUUGUAGCCUGCUAGCCUAACCAUAACCCCCCAACCCCCAUCUACCGUUGUAGCCUGCUAGCCUAACCAUAACCCCCAUCUACCGUUGUAGCCUGCUAGCCUAACCAUAACCCCCAUCUACCGGUUGUAGCCUGCUAGCCUAACCAUAACCCCCAUCUACCGUUGUAGCCUGCUAGCCUAACCAUAACCCCCAUCUACCGUUGUAGCCUGCUAGCCUAACCAUAACCCCAUCUACCGUUGUAGCCUGCUAGCCUAACCAUAACCCCCAUCUACCGUUGUAGCCUGCUAGCCUAACCAUAACCCCCCAUCUACCGUUGUAGCCUGCUAGCCUAACCAUAACCCCCAUCUACCGUUGUAGCCUGCUAGCCUAACCAUAACCCCCAUCUACCGUUGUAGCCUGCUAGCCUAACCAUAACCCCCCAACCCCCCAUCUACCGUUGUAGCCUGCUAGCCUAACCAUAACCCCCCAACCCCCAUCUACCGUUGUAGCCUGCUAGCCUAACCAUAACCCCCCAACCCCCAUCUACCGUUGUAGCCUGCUAGCCUAACCAUAACCCCCCAACCCCCAUCUACCGUUGUAGCCUGCUAGCCUAACCAUAACCCCCCAACCCCCAUCUCGCCUCCCUUCCAGCUCACUUCCAGAUCGGAGGACGUCGACGGUGCUUUGAUCGGCGCCAACGCCUCUGCAGAGGGAGGAGACGAGGGCAGUGAAGCGUCCACGGUCAGUGGAGUUGACAUUGUGCUCAACAGCAAACUGCAGGAGACCUCCGCCUACAACAAGAAGGCCUACCAGAGCUAUAUCAAGGGAUACAUGAAGGCGUAAGUGGUCUUGUCAUCUAAUCUAAAGCCUGAAGGGGUCACAGAAAUGGGCCUUAACAACUAAAAGCUGGAUCUCUAUAUGUAACCCACAUCUCUGUUUUAAUCGUCAGCUUCUGUUCAUGAACUCAAGUAACUUUGUGCCGAAAAGUCAUUUACAGUGAGCAGGUUGAGAGUGAUAUUUAAACUGCAAAUAAGACGUAACCGCCAGUCCAAAAUCAGUAUUUUAUUUUAUAAUCCGCACGUUGACAGCCUGGGCCACCUCUCUCUCUGGUGACUUAAUAAAUGAGGGUUUUAGUAACUGUGAUGCUAGCUUCAUAAUUUUUUUAAUUUAAUUUUUUUAAAUCACAAGUGCCAUGCUCUACCAAUUGAGCUACAGAGGAGUGGAAUGGUUACAGGGGGGGGACGAAUGAAUGAGCCAAUUGGAAGUGUCCCUGCGCUUUCUGCUCGCCCUGCUAUGGCGUCUGGGUGUAAAUACCUGUUAAACGACUGGGAGGGGAUUUGGAGCAGUACACUUCCAAUUGGCUCAUUCAUUCGUCCCCCCCUGUAACCAUUCCACUCCUCUGUAGCUCAAUUGGUAGAGCAUGGCACUUGUAACGCCAGGGUAGUGGGUUCGAUCCCCGGGACCACCCAUACGUUAAAAGAAAUGUGUGCACACAUGACUGUAAGUCACUUUGGAUAAAAGCGUCUGCUAAAUGGCUUAUUAUUAUAUUAUUAUUCCCCAGGUCGUUGCUGUCAAUGAGACUGUGUUCUCAGUCAACUUACCUGGUAAAAAAAAUAGGUGCCAAAAAAAUGUAAUGAACAGUUCACAAGCAGUGAGUGUUUUCUGGGAGUAUCAGGCAGCCCAAUGGGAGCGUUGUGAAUGUAAUGUCGGCGUGUCGUCCCCCCCAGAGUCAAGGCUAAGCUGGAGGAGCAGGAUUCCAAGAGGGUACAGGCCUUCGUGGCUGGAGCUCCGGCAGCUGUUAAGAUGAUCCUGGGGAACCUCGAUAAAUACCAGGUGAGAGGAACGCCUAACUCGUGGGGCUGGGUCCCACAUGGCAACCCUUUUUCACUGCGUGGUGCACCACACCAGUCCAGGGUCUGUUAUUUGGUGCGCUGAACAGGGUGCUGUUUGGGAUGCAACCGUGGCCCGUGCUGUGUAUGUUGUGGACACUCGUUUAUAUAUUGGGUUAAUGCGUUGAAGUGAAGUGGCCACUGGAACGUACAGUGAUGACAAUCUUAGGACACCUUUAGAGGCUGUGACCUAUGAAACUAACAUCUGUUUUUACCUGAGUACGUUGUCCAGUCAGUGGCCUACACUUUGAAUUUUGGAUAGGGGGAGGGGGGGGGGGGGAUGUGUGUGGUUUGGCUCCAAAAGAAUGCAGCUCAUCUUCCUCCAUUGUAUGAAACUAUAAGUGAACAUUGUCUCCUUGUAUAUGCCCUCUUGAACACGUGGCCUGCUCCUCCUACAGUUCUUCACCGGUGAGUCAAUGAACUGUGACGGAGCCAUCGGCCUGCUAGAUUACCGUGAGGAUGGAGUCACGCCUUUCUUCCUCUUCUUCAAAGACGGUAUCGAAAUCGAGAAAUACGUAAGUUAACACCAUGAUGACGGAGGACUGUCUGGUUCUCUAUAGGUGAUGGAGUGACAGUUGACAGUACCCGUUGAAUUCACAUAGGAAAUGUCCCAAGUGGCACCCUAUUCCCUAUAUAGUACACUACUUUAGACCAGAGCCCUAUGGCACCCUAUUCCCUAUAUAGUACACUACUUUAGACCAGAGCCCUAUGACACCCUAUUCCCUAUAUAGUACACUACUUUAGACCAGAGCCCUAUGACACCCUAUUCCCUAUAUAGUACACUACUUUAGACCAGAGCCCUAUGACACCCUAUUCCCUAUGUAGUUCACUACUUUUGACCAGAGCCCUAUGGCACCCUAUUCCCUAUAUAGUGCACUACUUUAGACCAGAGCCCUAUGACACCCUAUUCCCUAUAUAGUACACUACUUUAGACCAGAGCCCUAUGACACCCUAUUCCCUAUGUAGUUCACUACUUUAGACCAGAGCCCUAUGACACCCUAUUCCCUAUAUAGUACACUACUUUUGACCAGAGCCCUAUGGCACCCUAUUCCCUAUAUAGUACACUACUUUUGACCAGGGCCCUAUGGCACCCUAUUCCCUAUAUAGUGCACUACUUUAGACCAGAGCCCUAUGGCACCCUAUUCCCUAUAUAGUACACUACUUUUGACCAGGGCCCAUAGUUACACUUUCUAUGGCUGUUUCUAGUGCUUGUUUGGGUUCAAGUUGAUUGAUUUUUUUUUUUUUUGAUUUGAGAAACGUUGCCAAGUUCUAAGUGUAAAGACACUGCUCCAACAUUCAACCCCCCCAUGAUCCCUUCCCUUAAAGCUAAGGGUAAAGACACUGCUCCAACAUUCAACCCCCCCAUGAUCCCUUCCCUUAAAGCUAAGUGUAAAGACACUGCUCCAACAUUCAACCCCCCCAUGAUCCCUUCCCUUAAAGCUAAGUGUAAAGACACUGCUCCAACAUUCAACCCUCCCAUGAUCCCUUCCCUUAAAGCUAAGUGUAAAGACACUGCUCCAACAUUCAACCCCCCCAUGAUCCCUUCCCUUAAAGCUAAGUGUAAAGACACUGCUCCAAACAUUCAACCCCCCCAUGAUCCCUUCCCUUAAAGCUAAGUGUAAAGACACUGCUCCAACAUUCAACCCCCCCAUGAUCCCUUCCCUUAAAGCUAAGUGUAAAGACACUGCUCCAACAUUCAACCCCCCCAUGAUCCCUUCCCUUAAAGCUAAGUGUAAGACACUGCUCCAACAUUCAACCCCCCCAUGAUCCCUUCCCUUAAAGCUAAGUGUAAAGACAACUGCUCCAACAUUCAACCCCCCAUGAUCCCUUCCCUUAAAGCUAAGUGUAAAGACACUGCUCCAACAUUCAACCCCCCAUGAUCCUUCCCAUUAAAGCUAAGUGUAAAGACACUGCUCCAACAUUCAACCCCCCCCAUGAUCCUUCCCUUAAAGCUAAGUGUAAAGAACACUGCUCCAACAUUCAACCCCCCCCAUGAUCCUUCCCUUAAAGCUAAGUGUAAAGACACUGCUCCAACAUUCAACCCCCCAUGAUCCCUUCCCUUAAAGCUAAGUGUAAAGACACUGCUCCAACAUCAACCCCCCAUGAUCCCUUCCCUAAAGCUAAGUGUACAAGACACUGCUCCAACAUUCAACCCCCCCAUGAUCCCUUCCCUUAAAGCUAAGUGUAAAGACACUGCUUCCAACAUUAACCCCCCAGAUCCCGUCCUUAAAGUAAGGUAAAUACAUGCUCCAACAUUCAACCCCCCCAUGAUCCCUUCCCUUAAAGCUAAGUGUAAAGACACUGCUCCAACAUUAAACCCCCCAUGAUCCCUUCCCUUGAUGUUCAACAUACGUGCCACACCCUGUACAUUCCUCCCCUCUGACUGACGUGGCUGUUUCUGUGGGCGUCGGCCUGUUGGCAUUUCAUUGUCAUGAGGCAUUUAACGCCCAGCCCCAGUCACUAGGCAGGCAGAGAGCCAGGGUGCUUAGUCAGGGGUAUAUAAUGAGUUCAGAUAGAAAUGGGUGUGUAGAACCGAGGGAUUAUCUGCCGUGUAGAACCGGGGAUAUCUGUCGUGUAGAACCGGGGAUUAUCUGUCGUGUAGAACCGGGGAUUAUCUGUCGUGUAGAACCGGGAUAUUCUGUUCUAUUCAUUCUAUUUCUAUCUUCAAUGGUCAGAAUGUUUUUGAAUCACUUUGUGUCUCAAAUGGCACACCAGAGUGCUGUGGUCAAAAGUAGUGUACUAUAUAGGGACUAGGGUGCUGUAGUGCACUAUAUAUAGGGACUAGGGUGCUGUAGUGCACUAUAUAUAUAAGGACUAGGGUGCUGUAGUGCACUAUAUAUAUAUAAGGACUAGGGUGCUGUAGUGCACUAUAUAUAUAAGGACUAAGGUGCUGUAGUGGCACUAUAUAUAGGGGACUAGGGUGCUGUAGUGCACUAUAUAUAGGGGACUAGGGUGCUGUAGUGCACUAUAUAUAGGGACUAGGGUGCUGUAGUGCACUAUAUAGGGGACUAGGGUGCUGUAGGGUGCUGUAGUGCACUAUAUAUAGGGACUAGGGUGCUGUAGUGCACUAUAUAUAGGGACUAGGGUGCUGUGAGUGCACUAUAUAUAGGGACUAGGGUGCUGUAGUGCACUAUAUAUAGGGGCUAGGGUGCUGUAGUGCACUAUAUAUAGGGACUAGGGUGCUGUAGUGCACUAUAUAUAGGGACUAGGGUGCUGUAGUGCACUAUAUAUAGGGACUAGGGUGCUGUAGUGCACUAUAUAUAGGGACUAGGGUGCUGUAGUGCACUAUAUAUAGGGACUAGGGUGCUGUAGUGCACUAUAUAGGGGCUAGGGUGCUGUAGUGCACUAUAUAGGGACUAGGGUGCUGUAGUGCACUAUAUAUAGGGACUAGGGUGCUGUAGUGCACUAUAUAUAGGGACUAGGGUGCUGUAGUGCACUAUAUAUAGGGACUAGGGUGCUGUAGUGCACUAUAUAUAGGGACUAGGGUGCUAUUUGAGACACCAGUCACACCACACACUGAAUACAGAGCCCAUGCAUCCAUCUGAUAGACCUGAAGUUCCUCCACCGUGACUUCUGGGUUUGCAAUUGGAUGCUAAAGUAAAUCUUCCCUUCACUUUCCCCGACUGCCUGGCUGAGUGGCAGUACGGAUAGAGAGGAGGAACACAUGGAGGUGUUUUAAUAUACCUCUGACUGACAGAGUCCCAAAAUGGCACCCCAUUCCCUUUUCUAGUGGACUACUGUCUCUCUGUGAUAGUCUCUCCUCUGACCUCUUUCCAUCUCCAUGUGUAAGUAACAGUGUCUCCUUUCUCCUCCUAUGCAGUAAACCAUCUGGACAUCCUAACAGAAGUGCCUGGGAUCGGAGGGAGCGUGUCUGCUUGUUACCAUAGCUACCGUCGCCCCUGAUCACGGACAGACUGACCCAACCCUGCCUGCUUGUUACCAUAGCUACCGUCGCCCCCCCUGAUCACGGACAGAACUGACCCAACCCCUUGUCUGUAUCCCUCCAACACCUGGAAACAGACUCGCCUUUCUUUGAUCAGGUUUUAUUUUUUUGGCCCCAACCUUCUCCCCCCCCCCUCUCCUCUCCUCUUCGUCCCCACAUCUGGUCUGUGUGGCGUCCCGAGGGAGACGCCCUGUUUGUAAACUGACGGUCGUUGGACAGGGCCUCUCCUGCCUACCCCCCACCCCACCAUGGAUGGAUGGAUUGAACCAUGCUGGCUUGGCCCGCUGUGUGCGUGGUGACUUCUAUCAGAUGUACUGCGACGUUACUCUCCCACCUCGCUCUCUCACACAAUUGUAAAGGACUCGUUGACACUAGUUGUGAAAUAAAUGGGCUUUAACGGCCGGAAAUACCACUGUCUUGUGCCAUCUGCUUUCACUCUAACACAGUACUUCCCCUUCCAUCUCCUCGGGGAACCACCAGAUGUCUCACACAUUUGGUUUAUCCCUGAACCAGGACACACUAUUCCACUGGUCCACUAAUAAAAACCCACGACUCAUUGUACCAGUGGCAGGGCUACAGCAAAUGUGUGAAACGUUGUGGUGGUCCCUGAGCAGAGGGUUGGGAAACCCCUUCUCUCCUGCUCUAAUGGGAUCUGUUGGGACCGUACCGCGUGGAUAAACGUUGGGGUGCGUUUGGCGCGGCAGCCGGCUUUUUUAAAGGCCAAGUCGACUGACUGGGAUCUACAAAUCACCGUGCGUCGUAAAUAACUACUCCGAUUAUUAUUUGUACGGUGAGUCAGUCACAAUUUACCCGUGAUACGUCCUGUUUUGAUGCUCUAGUCUAGAACACGACCGCUCGCUCUGGGCUGGGUUCAGCAGGACAAUGCUUUGGAAUGUAGAAAUAUAUAAUAAUAUAAUAAUAUGCCAUUUAGCAGACGCUUUUAUCCAAAGCGACUUACAGUCAUGCGUGCAUACAUUUUUUUUUUUGUGUAUGGGUGGUCCCGGGGAUCGAACCCACUACCCUUGGCGUUACAAGCGCCGUGCUCUACCAGCUGAGCUACAGAGGACCACAUAUCGUUUUAGAACAUUCCUACGACAUGUAGAAUAACAUGUCACAUCAGGGGGGGGGGGGCUGUAUUUAUCAGGCAGCUCAGUAGGAAAGUCUAGGAUCAGUUUUAGAUCACAGUGAAGAUUACGUAGAUAUGGGGGGGACCUGAUCCCAGAUCAGCGCUCCUCCUCUGAGACACUUGAUACAGACGACCCCCAGUUCUAUUUGUGGCUUUUCAAACAUUCCAGUUAUCCUACUGCACACGCCCGGCCGGGGGGGGACCUUCCACGGUUAGCUGACUGCACACAUCAAAGUGUCCUGGGAUCAGUUUGAUAUUCACACAUUCGUGGACUGGUUCUACUGGAUUUAGCCAGACGAGCCAGGACUUGGAAUAACAACAUCUAGUCAAUGAGAACGCUGCAGCUUGUGUGUUUUAGCAGGGAUGCGAUGUGACUUGGGGAAACCUAAGUAGCACAUUUCUAAAGGGAAAAACAGACUCGGGUACAUUUUUACAAAAAAAAACAUUUUAUUCCAUCAGUCAUUAAAAACCAACUUGUACAUAAUUGAGCCUUCGUUGACGCGUUCCGAGCCGUGUGUCUGUAAGCAGAACUCUUCUGAAGGACCGCUGAUUGGAUGUAACGGUCAGAUCCCACACAUAGGGAAUAAACUUCGGUCAAACCUGCUCAUGAAUGCCUCGAGGGGAGUCCACCUAAUCUCCCCCCUCCUAGUGGCCCAGGUGAGGUGAACCUAACGCCCCUCACUGGUCAGAAUAGUAGGAAUCCUCGCAUUCGUCCCAAAUGACACCCUAUUCCCUUUAAAAGUGCACUACAUUAGACCAGAGUCCUGGUUAAAAAAGUAGUGCACUACAUUAGACCAGAGUCCUGGUUAAAAAGUAGUGCACUAUAUUAGACCAGAGUCCUGGUUAAAAAGUAGUGCACUACAUUAGACCAGAUUCCUGGUUAAAAAGUAGUGCACUACAUUAGACCAGAGUCCUGGUUAAAAAGUAGUGCACUACAUUAGACCAGAGGAGUCCUGGUUAAAAAGUAGUGCACUACAUUAGACCAGAGUCCUGGUUAAAAAGUAGUGCACUAUAUUUUGACCAGAGUCCUGGUUAAAAAGUAGUGCACUAUAUUAGACCAGAGUCCUGGUUAAAAAGUAGUGCACUACAUUAGACCAGAUUCCUGGUUAAAAAGUAGUGCACUACAUUAGACCAGAGUCCUGGUUAAAAAGUAGUGCACUACAUUAGACCAGAGUCCUGGUUAAAAAGUAGUGCACUAUAUUUUGACCAGAGUCCUGGUUAAAAAGUAGUGCACUACAUUAGACCAGAGUCCUGGUUAAAAAGUAGUGCACUACAUUAGACCAGAGGAGUCCUGGUUAAAAAGUAGUGCACUACAUUAGACCAGAGGAGUCCUGGUUAAAAAGUAGUGCACUACAUUAGACCAGAGUCCUGGUUAAAAGUAGUGCACUACAUUAGACCAGAGGAGUCCUGGUUAAAAAGUAGUGCACUAUAUUUUGACCAGAGUCCUGGUUAAAAAGUAGUGCACUAUAUUAGACCAGAGUCCUGGUUAAAAAGUAGUGCACUACAUUAGACCAGAGUCCUGGUUAAAAAGUAGUGCACUACAUUAGACCAGAGGAGUCCUGGUUAAAAGUAGUGCACUAUAAAGGGAGAAUAGGUCAGUGAUCCGGUCAGCAACUAACUGUCCGACUCAACACAUCAGUAACUUCACUGUUUUAUUUCUCUGCAUCAUUAUAAAAAAAUGUUAACGUCUAUAAAACCAACGACCCUCCCAUCCAGUGGUGAGCUCUCCAGGAGGCUGGAGGCCCCCCAGACCCAGCCCAGCCACGGAGCCCCAGACCCUGGCUAGUCGGCCCCAGACCCUGGCUAGUCGGACCCAGCCACGGAGGCCCAGACCCCGGCUAGUCGGACCCAGCCACGGAGCCCCAGCCCCUGGCUAG